Molecule: messenger RNA, 1143 nt
Organism: Thyridium curvatum
Lineage: Eukaryota; Fungi; Ascomycota; Sordariomycetes; Thyridiales; Thyridiaceae
Exons: 2
Coding region: 1-1143 (380 amino acids)
Biological process (GO): translation
Cellular component (GO): mitochondrial large ribosomal subunit; ribosome
Molecular function (GO): structural constituent of ribosome
Source: RefSeq, a predicted model, not a curated record
AUGAUCCCCGACAACAAUUUUGAUCGAGAGGACCAUGGGACGAUUUUGGGACCUCCCCUUCCAGACUCCAAGCUCCAUUCCUUUGCCAUUGGAGCCCAACAACCCGACCAAAUGCGGCUCCUACGAUUGCAGCAGCCCUUGAGGGCAGCUGCCGGCUCCAGCUUCAGGCCGACGAUUUCCUUCGCCUGGAGCCACCGACCCGAAAUUCUGUCGCCAUCACGCAUCGAUGUCGGCAACCAGGCCGUCGAGGGAAGGAGGAAUGCCACGGUCAAGUCGCAGGGUGCCUACAAAUUGACGUCCAAGAAGACGAUACCCAAGAAGCUGGGUGCCAAGAGGACUGGCGACCAAUAUGUUAUUCCCGGCAACAUCAUUUACAAGCAGCGCGGCACCCUCUGGCACGCUGGCGAGAACACCAUCCUCGGCCGCGACCAUACGAUCCAUGCCGCCGUCUCGGGAUACGUCAAGUACUACCGCGACCCUGCCCGCCACCCGACUCGACAGUACAUCGGCGUCGUCUUCAACCGCGAGGACAAGCUACCCUACCCGCCCAAUGCCAUGCGCAAGCGCAAGCUGGGCCUCGUCGCCGUCCCCCGCAAGCCCGAGGUCAAGAGCGAGGCCCUCAGCCUGAGCGGCAUCCCGCGGAGAGUCAUCCGGAAGGAGGGCGUGAUGCAGAUCCAGGACGCCAUCCAGGCCGCGCAGGAGGCCGACGCCGCCAUCGAGGCCGCAGAGAGCCAGCAGCCCGCCGCUGCCGACGGCAAGAAGAAGAAGCACACCAAGUACCGCGCGCCGGCGGCGUACCUCGCCCGUCGGUGGUCGGAGCGCAUGCGCAUCAAGCGCUCGAACCGCGUCCUGCUGCUGCAGAAGGACUACAGCUACCGCGAGGCCAACUCGGCCAUCGGCCGCCUGAUGGGCAGGCACCGCGGCAAGACGCCCGGCACCGUCGUGCUGGGCAGCCGGCACGGCAAGCUGCGCGCGCGCAGGAGGAAGCGCGACGCCGAGUUCGCGCAGAGGCAGGAGGCGCUGCGGCAGCGGCGGGUCAUGGCGGCGGCGCGGGAGAAGGAGAGGCAGGAGAUGCUGGCCAAGCGGGCGGCCAAGGCCAAGGCCAAGAAGGACGGGAAGAAGGACAAGAAGGCCGCGGCGUGA